Molecule: messenger RNA, 1175 nt
Organism: Dendrobium catenatum
Lineage: Eukaryota; Viridiplantae; Streptophyta; Magnoliopsida; Asparagales; Orchidaceae
Product: mitochondrial inner membrane protease ATP23-like
Exons: 4
Coding region: 184-645 (153 amino acids)
Biological process (GO): mitochondrial proton-transporting ATP synthase complex assembly; mitochondrial protein processing
Cellular component (GO): extrinsic component of mitochondrial inner membrane
Molecular function (GO): metalloendopeptidase activity
Source: RefSeq, a predicted model, not a curated record
AACUAAACCAAACGAACCCUUACCCACCAUAACCGCACGCGGCACGCACCGUCCACCUGAUCCGGAGUGCGGAGUUCGUUCGACCAUCGAGAUCCGCGCUUCAUUCCAAGGCGGUGAGAAGCACAGAACCAGGAAGGUCGCCUUUUGAUUCCCUGCUGUCGAGAGAACGGACCGAGGAUAGCAAUGGAGGACAAGAAUCUGCCGCCAGACUCGGCCGCGAGUAUGGGCAUGGAGGUGAGCGAAGACUCCUCAGGCAUGUCGCGCGAGGACUGUAUGAAUCGAAUAACGAAAAGUCUUAAAGAUCCCACGGUGAGGUUUUUGCGAGACCAGAUGGAGAAGGCAGGAUGCCCUGUGUGGGUGAGGCUCCUCAUGGCAGCCAACUGCAAGAAUCAAGGCCUUGCAGGAGGCUACUCGAGUAGAAAUGGGAUCAGGGCCAACCAUCUAAGUGGAGAUUGCCACUAUAAGCGGGAAAUGCUGCGAGGGUUCAUGAAAAUACGAGGUCAUGAGCAAGAGUGUGUAAAAAGGCGAGCUCUGAAGUCUGUCAAAAAUAAUCCAUACUGCUCGGAAGCUGCUGCCAAAGAUGCCAUUGCAGCUGUCUGGGAUAUAUGCUAUGAAGACACAUCUCCAUUUGAAAGGGCCCCGUAAAUGCUUCUUUGAAGCUUCAGCUAUCAUUAUUCUUCUGAAAUGAAGAUGGUAAGAUGCUUAUUUGUUGCGGUAUGAGAAAGAUGAUCAUCAUUUCUGAACGUGAAGGUUCGGAUGCCCCUUUAUUUUUCAUAUGAUAGUAAUGUAGAAUGGAUCAUUGUUGGAAACCUCCAUUUUCUUUUUUGUUUAUUAAAUGUGUGCCAUUACUUCCUAGCCGUAAGCUGAGUACUGAUUAACCUUGAGUACUAAUUGAGUACUGAUUUGCAUAAUUUUGAAGCUCCUGAACUAGAUGCUGAAAUGAGAGCCGAUGACUCGAUGAACGAUUCUUUUUGACAAGAUUACUUUCAGCAAUUUACAGAGAAAGUGUUGGUCUAUGUGGUCAUCAAACCUUAAUAGAGAGCUGUAUCUAGUUAUGCAUUACUCGUGUCAACAAAUUUAUUUAUUUUAUGCGUUAGUCUCUUUGAGAAUGACUAAUUAUUGUUCUUUCAUUUAACAAAUUCUUGCCGAUUAGUUUAUAAUUGUAAUGUGGAAAA